AUGGACUCCAACCUGCAGGGGACAUUUCUCCUGAACGGCCCUCCUCUGUCCCCAUUCCCGGAAGUGAAAGCCCCCAUGUGCCAGUAUUCUGUGCAAAACUCCUUCUACAAGCUCGGUCCCCCUGGGCUCAGCGCCCAGUUGGCGUCUGGCACACCGCACGGCAUCAGCGACAUCCUCAGCAGACCGGUGGCUCCUCCAAACCACAGCCUCCUGUCCGGCUACUCCCAUGUUGGGGGAUUCAGCGGACCAGGUGCCCAGGGCAUUUACUAUGGUCCCCAGAUGGGCAGUUUUGCCAAGACGGGAAGCGAAUACGUAGCCAGGGGCAGGAGCUGCUGGGCCGACCCGGUUCCGGACUGGCACGAAGGCCGCGUAUGUGGCAAUUCCGCAGGGCACCUGGGUGACGGCCUCCACAAGAAGAAACACACCCGGCCGACCUUCACAGGCCACCAGAUCUUUGCCCUGGAGAAAACCUUUGAGCAGACCAAAUACUUGGCUGGGCCUGAGCGGGCACAACUGGCAUAUUCCCUGGGCAUGAGUGAAUCCCAGGUAAAGGUGUGGUUCCAGAACCGGCGCACCAAAUGGAGGAAGAAGAGUGCCAUGGAGCCUUCCUCCUCUUCCCCACAAGCAGGCGCCGGACCAGGAGAGCGCCCCAUCUCUGAUGAGGAUGACGAGUACAACAAGCCCUUGGAUCCAGACUCCGACGAUGAGAAGAUACGUCUCCUGUUGCGCAAACACCGGGCCACCUUCUCCAUCCUGGGUCUGGGCUCCCACAGUGGCUGA
Molecule: messenger RNA, 780 nt
Organism: Pseudonaja textilis
Lineage: Eukaryota; Metazoa; Chordata; Lepidosauria; Squamata; Elapidae
Gene: NKX6-3
Product: NK6 homeobox 3
Biological process (GO): cell differentiation; regulation of transcription by RNA polymerase II
Cellular component (GO): nucleus
Molecular function (GO): DNA-binding transcription factor activity, RNA polymerase II-specific; RNA polymerase II cis-regulatory region sequence-specific DNA binding
Source: RefSeq, a predicted model, not a curated record